Molecule: messenger RNA, 2175 nt
Organism: Spinacia oleracea (spinach)
Lineage: Eukaryota; Viridiplantae; Streptophyta; Magnoliopsida; Caryophyllales; Amaranthaceae
Product: arginine--tRNA ligase, chloroplastic/mitochondrial
Exons: 18
Coding region: 102-2033 (643 amino acids)
Biological process (GO): arginyl-tRNA aminoacylation
Cellular component (GO): cytoplasm
Molecular function (GO): ATP binding; arginine-tRNA ligase activity
Source: RefSeq, a predicted model, not a curated record
GAAAACGCAAAAUUGAAGGCGAAAAACCCUAGAGAGAUAGAGGAGAGAAGUCCAGUCUAGAGAGAGAAAGUGUUAAAAGGAGAAAGUAAACGAAGAAGGUGAUGAAGAGUUGCUCUCUAUUAUUCCCCACGCCGGCAACCUCUUCUUCCUACUUUCUCUCUCUACAUCGAUUUUCUCUCUAUAAUUCCGCUCUUUCUCUCUCAUCUUCCGGUAUCUUAAGGAGAGCGAGUAAGAGGGUUUUGAUUGCUAGCAGAAUACAAGCUUUAUCAACAAUGGCAGCUGAAAGGGGUAAUGGAAAUGUGAAGCGGCAGUUAGCGGAAGUGUUUGAGAGAUCGCUUCGGGCGACUGUCCCGAGUGAGGUUGAUGUUGAGCCGAUAAUUACCGUUGGUACCGGAAACUUUGGUGAUUAUCAAUGCAAUAAUGCUAUGGGUGUAUUUUCCAAGAUUAAGGGGAAGAAUGCUGAGUUUAAGAACCCCAGAUCGGUUGGCGAGGCUAUUAUCAAAAAUCUACCUGAAUCUGAAUUGGUAGAGAGUUGCUCUGUCGCGGGACCAGGGUUCGUGAAUAUUGUCUUGUCGAAGACAUGGUUGGCAAAGAGCAUCCAAAAUAUGCUUGCAGAAGGUAUCGAGACAUGGGCUCCAAAGCUGCCAAUUAAAAGAGCUGUUGUAGACUUCUCUUCACCCAAUAUUGCAAAGGAAAUGCACGUGGGCCACUUGAGGUCGACCAUUAUUGGAGAUACCCUGGCUCGUAUGCUAGAGUUUUCUGGUGUUGAAGUUCUUCGUAGAAACCAUGUUGGUGAUUGGGGUACACAGUUUGGUAUGCUGAUUGAAUUCUUGUUUGAACAAUUUCCACAAUGGGAGAAUGAAACUGAACUUCCAAUCAAAGAUCUCGAGGGGUUCUACAAGCAAUCAAAGAAGAGAUUUGAUGAUGAUGCUGAGUUCAAGCAAAGGGCACAAAAAGCGGUGGUGAGCCUUCAGGGUGGAGAUUCCAAAUAUCGUGAAGCAUGGUCAAAAAUUUGUGAAAUUAGUCGCAGGGAGUUUCAGAAGGUCUAUGUACGCCUUGGAGUUCAGUUAGAGGAAAAGGGAGAAAGCUUCUAUAAUCCAUAUAUCCCCAAGGUUUUGGACAUUUUAAGAAGCAAAAAUUUGAUUGAACCAAGUGAGGGUGCUCAGGUUAUAUUUAUUGAAGGGAAACAAAUACCUCUUAUAGUUGUGAAGAGUGAUGGAGGUUUCAAUUAUGCUUCCACUGAUUUGACAGCUCUUUGGUACCGCCUCAAUGAAGAAAAGGCUGAAUGGAUAAUCUAUGUUACAGAUGUUGGUCAGCGUGAGCAUUUUGAAAUGUUUUUCCAUGCUGCAAAACUCGCAGGCUGGCUUCCAAGUGAUAAAUACCCCAAAGUCAAUCAUGUUGGCUUUGGUCUUGUUCUAGGAGAAGACGGAAAGCGUUUCAGAACUCGAAGCUCAGAAGUGGUUCGUUUGGUUGAUUUACUAGAUGAGGCAAAAAGUCGGAGCAAAGAUGCUCUUAUUGAACGAGGUAAAGCUACCGAGUGGUCUGAGGAGCAAUUGUUGCAAACUGCUGAAGCUGUUGGUUAUGGUGCGGUCAAGUAUGCUGACUUGAAAAACAAUAGACUCACUAACUAUACCUUUAACUUCGAUCAGAUGCUUAAUGAUAAGGGAAAUACAGCGGUAUAUUUACUCUAUGCCCAUGCUCGAAUUUGUUCAAUUAUUCGGAAGUCUGGUAAAGACAUUGAGGAGUUGAAGAAGAUUGGAGAAGUAGUUUUGGAUCACUCAGAUGAACGUGCUUUAGGUCUUCAUUUGCUUCAUUUUUCAGAGAUUGUUGAAGAAGCUUGUAGCAAUCUGUUGCCGAAUGUGCUGUGUGAGUACCUGUAUAACUUGUCGGAAUUUUUCACAAAGUUCUACUCCAACUGUCAGGUGGUUGGCUCACCGGAAGAAACAAGCCGACUGUUGUUGUGUGAAGCAACUGCUGUGGUGAUGAGAACAUGUUUUAAGCUUCUUGGUAUUACCCCGGUCUACCAAAUAUGACAAGUGAAUUGCAAUUGUUGCAGUAUUUUUAGUGGGCAUUAACAAUAUUAACAUUCUUGGAAUUCGUUCUUGAGUUUAUUAGUAUCAUUUUGGUCCUCCUUUGUAUUACUUUGUUCAUUGCAGUUCUAGUGUUCCGCUUCUA